CUUAGCCAACACGGAACAGUGGACAGCAAGUAAUUUGUCGAACAGAUCAAGGCGUGUCGCUCAAGCUCUCCAUUGGAACACCUUGUUAUCUGACAGGGCCUAAGAAGCUAUACAGCUUCGCAUCAUUCCUCUGCUGCAACACCUUAUUUGUUUCCUCUGCGUUUCAUGCAUCACCGGUCUCGUUUGUUGGCGACUGUUGCCUUCUUGCGCAGCGGUUGGUAGGAUUAUGGCUAGCCAAGAGGUCCCUCUUUGAUAAACUUUUGAAAUCCCGGUAAGUGCCAAAUUAAAGAGAGUGUGUCGUUUGUCAUAUAUCGGCGCCUACUGGUACAUAGGUUGCUAAUCGGAUAGACGCACACCUUGUCACAAACGUGCUGCACCUCCGGACGCUUCACUGUCUCUUACAAAAGUCUCAUAGACUGGGAUAAUUCCGCGACGGUCCGCGCCACGCUCUACUGUAAUUAUGAAAUAUGUAGCCUGCUGGACCAAAGCAUGCGCGGCACGCCCACCUCGCAACAAACUUGCGCGGGCCAGCUACUGCUGCCGCAAAAUAGCACAAGCAACACUGGCUUCAUCCUUGAGUCAUUUGCUUCUUUGACGCCCCGCCUUGCCCCGCAUGCUUCUCCAACAUCCUCGUCACAGACCAAGCAGACGGGAUGUAUCAUCCAGGGGCUCAGGCAGCUUUCAUGCUGGGUCAUCCCUUCCUGGGCGACCUCUACAGCAGGGGCGAUGCGCCCCACCUGCCGCCCCAGCUUGCCCAGCUGCACCACCCAGCUGCCGCCUUCCUGCCCACAGCUGCACCACCAACGAAUGUGAUGAUGAUGCCACAGCAAUCCGCUCCGCACCAGCUGCUUCCCUACGCGCCGCAAGGCUUCCCGCCGCUACCUCCUCCAUCCACGAUGCCCCUGCUGCCCUUCCUCCCGCACCCAAACAACACACUGUUUCCACAGCAGCAGCAGCAGCAGCAGCUGCAACCGCCAGAGUCAACUUGGCUGAUGCCGCCGUUGCAGCAGCAGGCAGCAUCCCAGCAGCCACCUGUACGGCAGCAAGAGUUGUCACCACCACCACCACCACUACCACUACCACCGCAGCAGCAGCACCAGCACCAGCAGCUAGCGCCCCCCUCGUGGCCGCCGCCGCUGCUAGAUCCGGAUACGGCGCGAACCGCAGGACGAGGUGGGGUGGCCCCAGCAGUCACGGAGGCGGCAGCACCGCCGCUGCAGCCAGACCCGGAUCCCUCGCUGCCGCUGCCAGGUACGGAUCCGCCACCGCCGCCGCUGCCAGGUCCUGAGCCGUCGCCGUUUACAACUGCGGCGCUUCCACCGCCUCCGCUGCCUGAAACCGCACCGCCACCACUACCGACGGCACAGCAGCAAGAGGAGCCCACGUCGCUACCGCCGCUGCCGCCGACAGCAGCGGCGCCCCCGCCACCUGCAUUGCGGCCGUCCCUACCUCCGUCAGCAGCAUCACCCCCAACCCCAGCCGCAGCAGCAGCGGCAGCACUACCCGCCUGCCUGGUGGCGGAGUUGCGGGCGCUGGUGGAGGAGCGUGACCGGGACUGGCGGGGUCCGGGAGGGGAGCAGCCCGUCACGCUGCACCCCGGGCUGCUGCGGCCGCUCUACCUGCCGUACCGGCGGCUGGCGGAGGCGUGGGAGGUGGUGGCCUUCUGGCGGCAGCAGCUGGGCUGCGGGGGGGAGCUGCAGCCGCUGCGGGGGCUGGUGCUGCGGCUGCACAGGCGGGCGGAGGAGCAGAAGGAGGAGGAGGAGGGGGCGACACCUUCUUCGUCCGCUGCUGCUGCUACUGCUUCUGGGAGGAGG
Molecule: messenger RNA, 1814 nt
Organism: Astrephomene gubernaculifera
Lineage: Eukaryota; Viridiplantae; Chlorophyta; Chlorophyceae; Chlamydomonadales; Astrephomenaceae
Source: the annotation of a GenBank genome assembly